Molecule: messenger RNA, 3677 nt
Organism: Callorhinchus milii (elephant shark)
Lineage: Eukaryota; Metazoa; Chordata; Chondrichthyes; Chimaeriformes; Callorhinchidae
Gene: enpp4
Product: ectonucleotide pyrophosphatase/phosphodiesterase 4
Exons: 4
Coding region: 511-1884 (457 amino acids)
Source: RefSeq, a predicted model, not a curated record
AUAAUUUUAACGAGGCAAGAAGUUACUCAUUGCAAAACCAAAGUGAAAGUAGAGCCCUGACAGCUGAAUGCAGUGGAGGAAUUUCAUGGGGAGCAGAGUUGAGAGAAGCUCCACCUUAGUGGAGCUCAUCUGUCAAUCAUAUCACACACCAGGAUUUGGGACGCGGAAGUCAGUGGCUGUGGUUGUUUUCCUCCCCUCCCUCCCUCCCUCCCUUGCAUUGCAUUGCAUUGCAUUGCAAUCGUUCUUCCUUUUCCUUGUGUUUCUGUCUGGCAGGAGGGAAUUGCAGGAAGAGAAUCCGACCUUUCCUUUUCUCUUAUCUGCUUUGCAGAGUGGUUCUCUUGCUGGAGGCAGACAGACAGACACACACAGACACAGACACAGACAGACAGACACAGACACAGACAGACACAGCUUGUGGAUUGCGAGUUGAAAAUCAAAGCGUCUCGUCAGUGUAUCAGACUGACCUCCUAGCAAAUCAAGAGAUCAGAAGUCUUCAGACAACGUCGUACAAUGCAACAUUUCUGGUUUAUUCUUUUCCUAGUUGGAUCUGGAUUCCUGGGUUGCUGUUGCAAUAACUUAAAUACUUCAGAGGUUAGGCUACUUCUGGUGUCCUUUGAUGGCUUCAGAGCAGAUUACAUUCAACGCUACAGCUUUCCAAAUCUUCAGAAAAUAAUCGCUGAUGGAGUCUACGUUGAUCAUUUAAAAAAUGUAUUUGUUACCAAAACCUUCCCAAAUCAUUACUCCCUUGUCACAGGCCGCUACGCGGAGAGCCACGGUAUUGUAGCCAAUGACAUGUAUGACGCAGCCACCCACAAGAACUUUUCAGUGUAUGGAGGAAGAGUUCAUGAUUCAUUUUGGUGGGAUGAGGCCACUCCAAUUUGGGUGAGUAAUGAACAGCAAGGACACAAGAGCGGUGCAUCAAUGUGGCCUGGUACCGAUGUGGCGAUAAAUAAUACAGUCCCUUCCUGUUACAUGAAGUAUGACCAUAAUAUUUCAUUUAAUGAACGUGUUGACCAUAUUAUAAACUGCUUUACCAACUCAUCUGAACCCAUCAACUUUGGUACCUUGUACUGGGAAGAGCCAGACGCCAGUGGACAUCGUUAUGGACCAGACAGUCCGCAAAUGAAUGAUGUGUUCAAACAAACGGAUAACCACAUUGGCUAUUUGAUAGAUCAACUUAACAAGAAUGGACUCUGGAAUACAAUUAACAUGAUUAUAACCAGUGAUCAUGGAAUGACCCAGCUUUCUGAAAAAUUAGUUAUCAGGCUUGAUAAAUGUCUUCAACGUGAAUACUAUAAUUGGGUGACUCUAUCGCCAGUUGCAUCUAUAUUGCCUCUUAAAAAUACAAGUUAUGUCUAUGAAAAGUUAGCAAAGUGUGAUCCUCACAUGAAGGCAUAUUUAAAAGAAGAUAUCCCAGAUCGUUUUCAUUACAAGUACAAUGAAAGAAUUCAGCCCAUCAUUCUUAUUGCUGAGGAAGGAUGGACCAUUGUUCAGAAUGGAACCAUUUAUAUGUUGGGUGACCAUGGUUAUGAUAAUGACUUACCCAGUAUGCAUCCCCUUUUGGUAGCCCAUGGACCAGCUUUUCGAAAGGGUUACAAAACCAAUACGAUCGACAGUAUUGAUGUCUACCCAUUGAUGUGCCACAUCCUGGGACUGAAGGAGGAGUCUAACAAUGGAACAUUUGCACAUGUGAGGUGUUUAUUGGUGAAAGAGCUGUGCAUUAACUUACCUGAUGUGAUUGGCAUUGUGAUCGGUUCCUUAAUGGUACUGGUAACUUUGCUGUGCCUUAUACUACUAAUGAAAAGGAGGGUGUCCCCCACACGUCCAUUUUCUCGUCUCCAGUUACAAGAUGAUGAUGACGACGAUGAUCCAUUAAUAGACUAGACUAAACCUACAAGUGUGGAACACCUUGUAUAGCUGGUGAUAGUGGAAUCUCUGCAUUGUUUUAAUGAUGGGAGAAAGGCUUUGAAGUUUAUUUUUAAAUUAAAAAUAUGUAAAUAUCAGCUAUUAACAGAAAGUGUGGUUGCCUAUCUUGUAGUUCUUGUUUAUUCUCUGUUUUUUCCUAACAUGGAAAAUGUCUAAAAGAUCCCUGCACUUUUGAGUUCAUCGUAUAGGUUCAUAUGUUGCCCGUUUCCAUCUAUGCAAAUAUUCUAUAUAAACUAUAAUAGGUGGCUGAGUGCACACUAAUUAAAGCAUUGUAAAGAAUAAUUCCUAAAGAUUUUGAAGGGGGUGAGGAAAUAAAGUACAUAACGUGUCCCAUCUCAAUGAGAAAGGGAAUAACUAUCAGAGAGAGAGGAUGAAGGUCGAGGGAAGAAACCACAAAUCCUUUAUCCCCAUAUCCUAAAGGUGGAUGUUACUGAGUACACUGGGUGUGAGUGAGGUAUGUGAAGGAUGAGGAUCCUACGAGGGUCAAGUUAUUCAAUGUUUUUAUUACUACAAUAAUGUUUGAUGUCAGCAUUGUGUUGUGUGAGAUAAGGACUGACCUAGGAGCUUGACAUAUCCAUAGACUUGUCAGGAGAAUCUAAUCCUAACAUAUCACUCGUCUAUAUUUAGUUUUGUUCUGGAAUGCAACCUCAGGAUCGUCUGACCUUAGAAGCUAUAAAUAAAGUCCCGAGAGCACAUACUGUCAAAGAAACUGAUAUACCAAAAUUAUGUAGCAAUAGGUGACCAAACUCUUUAUAAAUAUAUUUAUAAAAGUGGGUUGUUUUCAUUUUGCACAUGAAGUUAGAGAACUGAAACCUCACUAUAUCUGCAUGCCUCAGUAGUUUUCUCUGGUCUCUAGUGUUCAGGAUUACUGUGACCCUUUAAUUUGUGAUGUCUGAAUGCUAUGUAAUCAUGUGACACUUGUGAUCAGACAGUGAGGUUUCAUAAUGUAAAAUGGUUGUGUAUGCUUUCUGCUGUUUUAAACAUUCACAUAAACAACUUCUGAAUGCGAUCAGCACAAUUUAGCAUUUUACCUGUAAACCUAUAAAUGCAGCCUUUCAUUAUUGGUUAGUUGUAUCUCAGUGGUACUGUACUUGAUAAGGGAUUCUCAUUUUAAUCUUUUUUAAUUAGUAUAUAGCAUUCUCUCUCACUCUUCCUCCAAACCAACUGAAAUUGUGUUGUAAAAUGUGAGAAAACUAGACCAUCAAAUGAUGUACUAUUUCUAAAUGUACAUGUGGAAUUAACACCACCACUGGUUAUUUGUCCUUGUCAAAAUAAGAAAAACAGACAUUGCUAAAAUGACUGGUUGUCAUACGUACAGAGGCUAUUACUCUAUUUUCAUCAGGUUUCUUGGUGUGCAGUUGAGACUAUUUUAUUGAAAGUGAGUUCACAUUUAUUCAUAUUCAUUAUUUUUGGUGCAUGUUAAUGGAAUUGUGGGAAAGGUGGGGUUUAACUUUAUCUUUAUUUUACAGGGUAAUGCUUUAAACCAUUUUGGGGUAUGGGGGCAGGGAGAUUUUUGGUCUAAAACUCUAGUUAAUUUAAAAUUAUUGUCUAAGUAAUUAACAGGAUCAGAUCUUAAAGUUUAUAUUUAAAAUUUCAGUGGACUACGGCCUGCUGUCUGCUGGUUUUAUAAUCAAAUUGCGCAUUGUUCAUGGUUGUACAUUUGCACUUUUUAUGGAUUGUAAUAUAUCGCUUCAUUCGUUGGUCAUAAGUUCUUGUUUGGUUUGUGUGUGUAAUAAAUUGUUUUCCUUUUA